AUUUUCAAUAACUCAUCGCCUGUAAACGAUUGAUAAUAAACACAUACAUCCAAAAUGUAAUGAGUUAAACAAUACAAAUGCAAUACGUAUAAUGUAAACAGCCUGCCAUGCGCCCUGACGUCUCCGGAAGCCGAACGUAGCCGAAGCUGACGUCAUAUGUUUGGCUCGCUCAUCUCGCUGAAUGCGAAGGCAACAAGAAGGAAGCAAUGGCGAUACUGUAUCGCCGAGGACUCGCACUGGAUACAUUCACACGCAACGCGCUCUCCGCCUCCAUCCACGCAAGCGAAUCACGCCACGCACGCGGUAAGUGCGCGACACCGCCUUCGUACUGAGCUUUCGUGACAGUGUGGCACUUGUUGUUGUCCGUGUUUUGGAGCUGAGAUUGAGCCAUAGCUGCGUGUGCGUGUGUCCUGAGCGUGCGUGUGUGCAAUAAUAACAGAACGUGCUGUAAACACACAUGCGUGCGUGCGUGCGUGCGUGCGUUUGUUGCGUGUCAUACAGAAGGACUGAUGCACGUGCAGAAAUGCUCUUCUGUACUUUUCACACCGAUGCACUGUCAGUGGAUUCCGAGACUGUGAGAGUGGACAAGUUUAGACAUCGAGUGCGCGCGCGCGCGCGCGUGGUUGCAUUGCUGGAGCGAGGAGGCCAUCUAGUUACGAGUGUCCGCAACUGUUUGCUUUCAGUUUGUGAUGUGAAAUAUGAGCAAAUGCACUCAUUUUUAGAUUGCGUCUCCGAUACACCUGCGAAGCAGCUCUUGAAGGGAACAGUAGUGAUCAAACUCGGUGAAGAAGAAGAUAUGUUCUUGUAUGAUCACCUCCAGACGCAUGAGGAUUACAAACCCAGGGUGUGUGAUGUCUGCAGGAAAGUCUCUAAGCUUCAGGACGUCCUGACUUAUUACGGUAGUUGUGGAGUAGUUAAACAGUGAGUGCCUCUAACCCCCCACCCACCCCAGAGCCAUGCAUAGCAAGAACCAGAGGAGACACGGCUCGCCCAGUAGCUCCAGAGCCCCUCUGGUUCCUGUCAAAGCCAAGAUGUCGGUGGGUCACAGUGAAGUGGAGGCGCUCCCCUUCCGGGUCCCUCAUGACUAUCCUCACUCUCGCUUUAACAAGGCACCGCUGGCCGUGUAUCCUCCUAAGGGAGCGCGAGCAAAAGCCUGUGUGUCCGUACCCGUGGUGAGUCUGGAAAAGAUGCCGUGCCUCAACAGAUCGGAGAGCGCGCACAUCAAGGUCAACUCUGUGUCUCCCACCCCGGGUUCUUCUCUCGCCUCCUCUUCGCCCUGUUCUUCGUCUUCCUCGCCUUCUUCAGCUUCUCUCAAGUCCGGCUUGGCAUCACCAGCGUCUCACAAGAACCAGGAAAAGCUUCUGAACGGUCGCGGUCCCGUCACUCCUCGCUCGACUACGCCUCCCUCGCUGAACGACAAGCGGCCCAGUCCCUUACGGUCACCGAUGGAGAAGCGACCCGCCGCCUCUCCGUCCUCGCUGGAGAGGAGACCUCCGACCUCCACGUCUCCAUCCGUAUUGGACAGGAGACUGUUAACCCCUCCCUCUACCCCAGACAGGAAACAUCAGAACGGAGCCAAGGGUGUGAGGAACAGGAGAGUGUCAGGGAGAAUCUUCGAUCCUAAUAAACACUGUGGAGUUGUGGACCCAGAGACAAAGCGGUCGUGCACUCGAUCAUUAACCUGUAAGACUCACUCUCUGACCCAUCGGCGAGCGGUCCAGGGCCGGAAGCAAGAAUUUGACAUUCUUCUAGCCGAGCACAAGGGGCGAGCGAAAGAAGUGGUAAAAAAAAAGGACGUUCAGGCGAGCAGCCAAUCAGUGCAGGCGACACAAUCAUGUGACACGGCGCCCAGCCUAUCUGCAAGCUGUCCUAAUGGAAAGACCACGCCCACUCUCAAACUGAAGCUGUCCAGUGCUCACAUACACAGAGUGUCUGGCAGUGGAGGUGCUGUGGCAUUUAGCUCCGCCCCUGCGCCUCUUCCUGAAGCUCCGCCCAGCUGGCAGAAGAGUGACGCCCGACUAUCCAGUGACGAGGGAGAGGCCGACCCACCUGAGGAGUGUGAGAAAUCGCUGUGCCAUUAUUCAACGCACCACCCGAGACCCAUGAGCUGUUGUGCGUUCAGCAGUCGUCUGAUGGGGAGGGGUCAGUAUGUGUUCGACCGCCGGUGGGAUCGGGUGAGACUCGCUCUUCACUGCAUGGUGGAGAAACACGUCAACUCUCUCAUGUGGAGGAAAGUCCCCCUAAUGGUGGAGAGCCUGACAAACGACUCCCCCUCUCCCACUGAAGCGCCUUCGCUGAACUCCUCGUUCCUCCCCAAUCACACGCCCACGACCUCCGAAGACGGCGUUUCCAUGGUCUCCUACUCCAGCACUUACUCGCAGAACGGUGCUGGGGUGUUCCGUAUCAGGGACCCGGAAACCCGCCCCAAACCACAGCGGACUAAACCGGCCAAACCGUUACAAGUCUCGGGGGGGCCCAAAAGACGCAAGCCAACUCCUAACUCAGAAUCAGGGGCUGACGGGAAGGGCGGCAUCAGCUAUGAUCCGCAGCUGGGCACGGCACACAUCAGUAAUGGCACGGCGGAACUCAGUGUCCGGGCCAAACCACGACCCGGAGCGCAGGGGUCGAGGGAGGCCAGGUACGGCGGUGCAGAGCUCUCGCACGGAAACGUCCCGUCUCAAGGUUCUCUGUCGUACAGCUCGUCCGAUGAAAGGAAACGGAAAGGGCGUGGAUCCAGCGCCGGCCCCGACAAACCCAGCAAAACCUCUAAAUCGGCGGCUUUGGACGCCAUCUUUAGGAAGAGCCACAGUGGUCUGUGGUCGUCGGUCGCUGACCCGCCUCACUGCGCCCCCUCCAGACAGCCCAAGGUACCUCACUGAUACUGUGAGACUGGAAAUCAUGAGGUCUGUAGGUCAGCGAUGUGUCUGUCCUGCCUCUAUCCCCACGGCGGCCUCUCUUCACUCAACGCUUCAGUUUUUAUUUUCAUACACGCUUCAAUUUAGAACCGAACCGGUCGGCUGUGAGCGUUACCCGUCUUUUCCUUUGAAAGAAAUAACCGACUACAGUUUCACACAAAUUCAGAUUUAGUAUUUUUCAUAACCAACACCAAAACCUGUUUUAGACAUUUAGCGAUACACGGACUGAGUUGAAUCUUCUUUUCAUUUGAAUGGGGAAUCUGGAUGGAAGAGAACUAAACGAACUCGACCAAGUGCACUUAAUUCGUGAACAACACAACAGGAGAAACACUUUCAACUAAGGGAAUAUUUUACAAACGCUUUUGGCAAGUUGUAUUUUUCUAGAAUGGACGAAUUCAGGUUUUUGGAUAUUUUGUUUUAUCGCUGAUUGCGAAAGGACUCGCGCCCCACUGUAAAGAAACUUAACCCGUCAUGAAUUUUUGUAUUAUAAUUUAUGGUUGUUUUAUUAAUUUUCUAACUGAUUAGUGCUUCUUAUGUUGAGCAGAAGUAUAUUUGCAUUGCCAUUCUAAAACGUUUAAAGUAUUAUAGAGACCCUAUUGUUGGAAAUGUGUGUACAUAUCUUUCAUUAUAAUUGUGUUGCUUUUUUGUAUUUAUUGUUAGUUACUCUCAGAGGAUUUUGUUUCUUCAGUUAUACACAUCAUUAUCAUCCUGGAGAUGUCUUCUUUCUAGACAUUCUAAUGUUUGUCCCAUUUAUACUCUUUACAUUUUGUAAUGAUGUUCCCGCAGCUUUAAAGGGAUGAUUCACCAAAAAAUAUAAUGUCUGUUGUUAUUUAUAGCCUUGAAUCAAUCACUUUAUUUUGCUGAACACAAAAGGAGAUAUUUUGAGAAAUGUCUCCGUGGCUUUGUGUUCAAACACUGAAAGUCAAUAGUGUUCAUUGUCGUUUAGUAACCAACAUUCUUCAGAAUAUCUUCUUUUGUGUUCUGCGAAAAAGAAAGUAAGUCAUGCAAGUUUGGAAUGAUACGGGGGCGAAUAAAUGCUGAAACAAUUUAUUUUUGGGUGAGCUGUCCCUUUAAAGUGCAGUUUAGAUGAGUUGAUGAGUUGAUCAAGUAGAGCCAGAAUUGGCAUUUAGCACAGCUUUGUAGCCAGAAAGUUGCCAAUUUUGUCUUCUCAAGAUGUCAUUUUACCUCUCAGCGUUUCAAAGACUGAAAUAAAGACCUUCUCGGAGGAAAUUAGUAUAACAAAACAUUAAAAAGAAGAGAAACAAAUGUCACACUUUACCUUUAAACAGUUUCUUUGCUUUCUUGAACUUUAAGACUUGACACUAGAUAUACUGCGGCAGUUUUCAGUUUUCCAUUCGAUCCUAAAGUAAUUUGGAGUAUAAACCCUGUUUUAUCUAU
Triplophysa dalaica is the source of this 4313-nucleotide messenger RNA. It is a transcript of the gene atxn7l1, whose product is annotated as ataxin 7-like 1. The coding region runs from base 957 to 2879 and encodes 640 amino acids. The transcript has 11 exons. NCBI's taxonomy places the organism in Eukaryota, Metazoa, Chordata, Actinopteri, Cypriniformes, Nemacheilidae. The record is from RefSeq and is a predicted model, not a curated record.